CUGCAUAGCAUUUGCAAGCUGUGGUUUAGAUAGUAUAAAUUAGUUAUUUUUCUUUUUUUCAACUAUCCUAAAAGAACAGUAUAAAUAAUUAAGCUUUUUAUACAGAGAAUACACUGGUAGUUCCUUACUGUUCCUUGAUUAUUUAGGUCAGUGGUUCAUCAACAGUCACUGGAGAACUUCUUAAGAUGCAGGUUUCUGAACCCUAUAUCCAGAGAUUCUGGUUCAGUAACUCUGAGUGGGGUCAUGAAUUUGCAUUUCUUACAAACUCCCAUAUCACUCUGAUGCUGCUGGGUCCUAAGAUCAUACUUGGAGAACCACUAACCUCUGUGGUACAGAAGAGACCUACUUGUAAUAAGGCCUCUUAAAAAAAUUCAGUAAAAUAAAACUCAAGUUGAUGAGGUAUUAGAUAAAUACCUCAGCCAAAACUAUUUUUCCCUUAAGCCAAAACUAUUUUUUAUUAUAGUACUACAUUAGUUCUAUUUUAUGAUAAUUGUAAAUUGGAUUUGCUUUGAGUUAGUUUCUGCAGCCCACAACUUCAGUUGCAAGUAACUAAGGAAUUUGUCCACCUGUCUCAUCUUUAGAACUGCGCUGUGCUCUGGCUUGCCAGGAGGAGCAAGGGUCACCCCAGCUCUGCGGCUGGGACUCCAGGCCAGGGUCACUUCUUUACUUGCACUAUCAGAGGCAGCACGUCCAGCUUGACAAACUCCAGGAGGCUCCUGAUAGGGGAGCCUGUGGGCGCCAAUCUAGGAGACCAAACCCCACCUGCUGCAAUCCGCCAACCCAACCCCGUCCGCGAGUCUUUUCUCCUCCUGGGUACCCUCGUGGAGCCGCGGUAGCCACGCGGGCACCAGAAAGAGUCCCUGGACUAACUAGGCGAGCAAGUUUGGACUCGCGGGAGAUCCCGCAGAAGUCUGCGCCCGGAACCGCCGCCUAGGAGCAGUCCCGGGAUCACCGCCUCACAGAGAGCCACUCGGCCUAAGGACCAACCCAGCCGGGCUCUCCGGAUCAGGAGAAGCUCCGCAGGCCCGCGAGCCCGUCCACUCAACUCGGCCCGGCCCGCUGUCGCCCUCGGGCUUUGCGAAGAUGACGCCCAAGGCCGAUGUCGGCUUCGUGAAGGAGGCUUCUCAGCAGAUCGUAGCUGGUGGUUCCGCCGGUCUUGUAGAAAUUUGCCUGAUGCACCCCCUCGAUGUGGUGAAAACCAGGUUCCAAAUCCAGAGAUGUUCAACUGAUCCAAACAGUUAUAAAAGCUUAGGAGACAGCUUUCUAACAAUUUUCCGAAGUGAAGGGCUGUUUGGUUUUUACAAGGGAAUUCUACCACCCAUAUUGGCUGAAACACCAAAAAGAGCAGUGAAGUUUUUCACCUUUGAGCAGUAUAAGAAAUUGCUAGGAUCUGUGUCACUGUCACCAGCAUUGACAUUUGCCAUUGCUGGACUGGGAUCUGGACUAACAGAAGCCAUCGUGGUUAACCCUUUUGAGGUAGUAAAAGUUGGCUUGCAAGCCAAUCGGAACAAAUUGGCAGAGCAACCAUCCACUAUGAGUUAUGCAAGACACAUCAUUAAGAAGGAAGGCUUGGGCCUCCAGGGCCUCAACAAGGGAUUUACAGCAACUUUGGGACGUCAUGGAGUUUUCAACAUGGUUUAUUUUGGCUUCUACUACAAUGUCAAAAACAUUAUCCCUAUCAAUAAGGAUCCAACCUUGGAGUUUUUGAGAAAAUUUGGGAUUGGUCUUCUCUCAGGCACAAUAGCCUCAGUCAUUAACAUCCCUUUUGAUGUUGCCAAAAGUAGGAUUCAAGGGCCUCAGCCAGUUCCUGGAGAGAUCAAGUACAGAACCUGUUUUAAAACGAUGGCAACAGUCUAUCAGGAAGAAGGGAUUCUAGCUUUGUACAAAGGCCUGCUUCCCAAGAUUAUGAGGCUUGGACCAGGUGGUGCAGUGAUGCUGCUGGUUUAUGAAUACACCUAUUCAUGGCUUCAGGAGAACUGGUGAUUGCCUAUGAAGUGUUUUUACCCCUUGAGAUAAUUCAUAUUUGCUAUAUAGCACUUUGAGACUGUCAAUCAGCUAAGCUGACACAAUUACAAAUUAUAAUUAUGCAACAAUUAUAUACAAUUAUAAAGGGGAAAACAAUUUAAGAACAAAACCUAUUUUGAUACUUCAAAAGUUAUUUCUACAUAAUUUGAGACUGUAGUUCUGGCUAUAUCCAUAAAAUUGUAAGAAGAAAAAUAAUAUAAAACCAUAAGGUAUGGAGACUGAAUAUAGAAAAAUAGCAUAGAAAAACAAUAUAAAUUUUGUGACUUAUGCUUAACCUACAUCAUUACACAAUGAAAAUCCAUUGUUUGAUUGUUUUUCCCAAGAGGCCAAGAAAUGCUUAAAGUUAAAAAAAAAGCCAAAAUUAAAAUAUUUCUGAUAAGAAUUAAAGUCUUCCAUAUAUAAUAUUUAAAAGUCACAAUGAAAAUAUUUUUGAAGUGCACUAAAGUGGUCUUUUAAAAAUAUUGACUUUUAUGUUAAAAUGUAUAUCUUUUUUUAGUAAUAAUACACAUCUCAGCUCUACUUUUAAAAAUCUAUUUUAUAUUUUGCAAUGUUGUUUAAAGCAGGUCAUACUUUAAAAUCUAGAUAUUUGUGGUCUCUCAUGACAAAUAGAAAACACGAAGUGAUAUUAAACUGCUUUCCUUCACAUUGUUCCGUUUGAAAACCAGUUUCACCAUUGAAAUGCGCUCAUGUUGAGUCACGCGUGGGAACCACUCUUUGGGCCCAUUUGUGCUGUCUGCCUUUGCAUCCAAAUACCUCUGUUAACUACUCUUACUAUGCCACUCUUAAAAAGGAUGUUUCAAAUAAAAGAACAUUUCCAGGUUACUAGUUAUAAGUACCAGCUUCAGGCUGUGAAGUCUAUUUGCAAUGUUAAGAUAUGUAUUAUUUGGGAAAAAUAACGUUUCAAAAUAGAAGUACAUUCUUAGCAUUUCCAAAGAUUCCUGCUCUAACACACACUUCAAAAAAUAUCUUCUUGGCCUUGAUAUAAGCACAGAAUUUUAUAUCCGCAUCCUUAAAUGAUGCUACUUCAGUAGCUAAAAAUCACCCAAAAUAUCUGCAUGUUCUAGGUGACACCUGUUAUUAACUAUGACUGUGGGGUAUUUCUACCAUGAAGCUAUGUCACUAAGGCAUUUUGAAAAUAAAAAAAUAAAAGAUAA
Molecule: messenger RNA, 3179 nt
Organism: Phyllostomus hastatus (greater spear-nosed bat)
Lineage: Eukaryota; Metazoa; Chordata; Mammalia; Chiroptera; Phyllostomidae
Gene: SLC25A21
Product: solute carrier family 25 member 21
Exons: 10
Coding region: 1084-1983 (299 amino acids)
Biological process (GO): transmembrane transport
Source: RefSeq, a predicted model, not a curated record